CAUCAAUAUGAAAGGUAAAGUACCCUUUGUAUCAGCUGUUUUUGUUGUAGGUCACUUGCAGUUAGCCAAUCAGUUUCCAGGGUCUUUGAUGCCUUUGUUAUUAAACCCGGUUUGCAAACUUCUGCAGUUUAUUCAGCACUAUGAUGGUGACAAGUUCUAGAGGUGCGGUAGGCAUUUUCGAAAGUACGACCUGUGAUCUUCCAAAGUCCCCAUUGUCCUCCGCAAAGCGUCCCAAGAAAAGCCGCCGGCUUAAAAAGCAGUUAGAGGUUUCUGAAGAGAAGCCACAAACAUUAUCUCAACAUACUGAUCACUGCCUCUCAGUCGAAGAUGAAUUCAUUCCACCCAGCAGUCUUUCAACCCACCAAAUGUACAGUUUUUACCCACCCUCAAAUUCAUUCAGCACUCGCUAUCAAACAUUUUAUCAUCUUAUUCAAGAAAAGUUAUACGCUUCCCUAUGUCAAGAAAAUUUACUACAUGUUGAUAAUGAACAUCUGCUGGCUGUUAAUUCGCAGCUUGAUGACAAAAUAGAUUCAGCGCUGAGAACAGAAACUCUGUCCAAACUUUGGUCGUUACACAGUGCCUACUAUUCCCUUUCUUCUCUUACCUUCUGCAAGGCUGUUUGCCUAAUGGACUUACUCAUUAUUAAAGUCAGGGUUAAACCUAAAUACGCAAUGUGUGUGGCUGCCGCAUGUUACUACAUAACCUCUAAAUUCGAACGCUCAUCGGAUCAUAUUUUACCCACACCGGAAAGCCUCGUAACAUUAUCGAGAUGCGGAGGCACGGCUGGUGAUUUAACGCGAAUGGUAGAAAUUAUCCUAACAAAAUUAGGACCUUCCAAUGUUGCUGCCAUUGGUGCAUGUUCAGCUACAGCCAUUGAUUUUCUUUCCAUCUUUUCUCCUCUUGGUACUUCAUCGCCUCACCAGACGACGGAUUUAGAAAACCAUAAUGUUUGGUUACCACCUCUUCCUAUUUCGCUUUGUCGUCAGGUUGAAAUCGCUUUGAUUUCUUCUGAAGUAUCAUGUUUUCGUCCUGCGUGUCUUGCUUUGGCAUUGCUCAGUCAACGUUGUUUCGAUUCAAAUAUAAGACCGACAGAAUCGUCUGACGACGACUGGUUACAGUUUCACACAACAGAUCUGUUCAACCUGGCAGUUUUAUGCAAUGUUCCUUGGGCUGAUGUUGGUGCAUGUUCAUCUUUGUUAAAGGUAGCACUUAAAACCACAUCAGAAUCCUAUACAGUUCAAGACUAUCCUUCUUCCCGUCUACUAGGCAGCUCACCACCACUUGUGUGGACUUUAUCCCGGCGAACUCAACGCAGCAUUUCAACUUCUUCUCCUCCAACUCUUUCAACUAUUUCUGAAAAGGAUGAAGAGUUAGUUCAGUUAGAAAAUACCUUGACAAGUGUGAAUUUGAGUUUUGAAAAAAUAUGCUAGUCAAAUCUAUUUCUUCCAAAGGCAGCAGGAACUUUGUGGAAGUUAUCUAUCACCUUUUAAGUACUGUGUCCCCAUCAGUUCAGUGUAAGCUUUUAUCAUCCUAAUAUUUAUACAUAUAUAUUCACACAUACGUACGUGUAUUAUCCAUACAUUCAAUAACCAAUCUGUGAUUGGAAAACCCAUGAAAAAAAGGAUUUUUUCCAAAGCGUAAUAAACUUCUACGGGUUCAAUUCCUAUUCUCUGUUUUGUUUCCUCAUUUUUUAAAAACAAUAUUCCUACUUAUAUUACAAUUAGACUUAGCUGUGUAUACAAAUGUGAAAAAAAACAAUAAACAAAUAUGUCUACAUCAGUUUCAUUAUAAUAAUCAUCAGCAAGGAGAAAAGGUGAUAUAGCGUUUAAACAUACUAGUACUACUGUUGUAAAACUUACUGUUGCUGCUGAUUUCUGUUAUAUCCUGUUGUUUGUUUAUUCUUAUUUUAUUUUUUUGGUUUUAUUUCCUUUCUCCUUCACUGUUACUACAAUGAUGACAAGUUAGCAGAAUUGUACAUUUCUUCUUGUUUUGAGAUGAGGGUGUCAACUUGUGUUCUUUUGAUUACUCUUGUUAUACCACCUCUACCUACCUACCUACCUGCCUAUCCUCAAAUAAGGCAGGAGAGGUUCCCUCCAUUUUCUUCCCUCUGCUGCUUCAAUUUUUCUCUUCGAAUCCACACACACGCCAAAAAAACGGAAUAGAUUAUGAUGUGAUUACCCACUAAUAAUAAUAAUAAUAUUAUCGAUAUAAUUAUCAACUAACUAAACUGUAUUGCUACUAGUCCUUCUAACAGCUGUCGCCCUCAUUGUUGUUGUUCUUUACUCACUCCCUGGUUGGCGAAAUAACUGCCUUCUUGUAGCCCCAGGUAUGUAUAUCCAAUCAACUAAAUCAAGUUUAAACAACGGUUUCUUUUAUUUCCUAUUUUGAUUGAAAAUACAAACCAAUCUAUGCAUCUGUCUCUUUGUUCUGUUCCUCUUUCUCUGUCUCUCUUUCUAGUCCAGUAUUUAAUAUCUACAAUUUAUUAUUACAAAAAUUUAUGAAAAAAAGUGCAAUAAAAAUCUUUCGAUGAAUA
Molecule: messenger RNA, 2533 nt
Organism: Trichobilharzia regenti
Lineage: Eukaryota; Metazoa; Platyhelminthes; Trematoda; Strigeidida; Schistosomatidae
Source: the annotation of a GenBank genome assembly